Molecule: messenger RNA, 1416 nt
Organism: Pseudozyma flocculosa PF-1
Lineage: Eukaryota; Fungi; Basidiomycota; Ustilaginomycetes; Ustilaginales; Ustilaginaceae
Exons: 2
Coding region: 1-1416 (471 amino acids)
Source: RefSeq, a predicted model, not a curated record
AUGGACUCUUCGAACCGACCAUCAGCACCCGCCUCGGCGUCGGCACAGGCGUCCCUGUCGUCGUCUUCCAGCACAGACUCGACCUACUCCCGCAACACCGCAACCCCUUCCUACCCCACCUACGAACCUCGCAACCGCCGAAAGAGUGUCCUCGCAAACGCAGCCACCGCCUCACCGACAACGGCCACCGCACCUUCGUUGUCCUCGCAGCCCUUUCCCUCAACGGCAUCAAGCGGCGAUGCCACCACCAGCGUCGGGGCCGCGGCCGGGGCCGGGGCCGGACCCAGCACCACCACCCACUCUCGCACCGCAUCCCUCGUCGGUCGCAAGCCCCUCUCCCUUGAGAGCCAGUCCGUCACCAGCGCCAGCAGCCCAGUGACGCCCCGCCGCGGAAAGCGCAUGAGCCUCAGCUACAUCUCCUCCCCGCCGAUCUCGGGCGCACAUGCCGAACAGACCGCUUCCCCGUCCCUGUCGAGCGCAGGCGGCGAUGGCGGCUCCUACUUUUCCCCUCGUUCGGUGGGCAGGACCAGCCGCUCUGGCAGCAUGAGGCGGCCGUCGAACGCGGCUGCCGCCUCCGGCUCCGAUACCAACGGCAACGCCUCGGGUGGCGCCGCCGCCGCUACCGAUGGCGACGAUGACUGGCUCAUGUCCGACGACAACGAGGCGCCCUCCACCUCUGCAGCGGCUCGGCUCCAGUCGGGCGCCGGGAAGAGCAUGGGCGAGAGGGAUGCCGCCAAGGUCGAGUCGCAAUUUCACGACAUCGGCUACCGGGAGGGCAUCACGGCGGGCAAGCUCAGCACGCUCCAGGCAGGCUUCGACCACGGCUUCAGCGAGGUAGGUGCUCCCAUCGGCCGCGCCCUCGGACAGCUCCGAGGCCAGAUCGAUGUUCUCUCGACCAUCAUCCGCAUGGGUACCGGCGGCGGCAGUGGCGGCAGUGGCGAUCAGGAGGACGGAGGCGGCGCGGACGCGGACGCAGAACACGACGACGGCGACGACGACGGCCUCAAUGGCAGUAGAGCGGCCUCGCCGUCGGCUGCAUCUGGUCGAGCGGCCAGGGCUGGGACACGUCGGGGGAGAGCGAGGGCCCGGGGCGGGGCGGUUGGCCGGGCUCGUGCAGACGCCUCGCGCAACAAGCUUGCGUUCGCCUUCCUCCAGAGUGACGCCCUGCCUGCCGCUCAAGAGCUGCUACAGGCGCUUCGGCACGACGUUGAGCGAACCGGCCUCUCGCAGCUUGCUCCACCGGACUACGACGCGCUCGAACACGAAGCGUCCCACGCCGCCGAAGCCACGGGUCGCGAGCCCGAGCCGGUGCGCAGGGAGACGCCGGAAGAGGUCGCCGCGCGCGAGAGCAUCCUUCCACGCCUGCAAGAGAGGCUACGACAUGUGUACGAUAUGCUCGGACUCCAGAUCGGCUGA